AGGCAAGGCAACGCAAGUUUCCGGAAAUUCAACCGCCGCAAUGAGAGAUCUCCAUCUUCAUCAAAAAGAUGCUCUGCCCGAGUACACGUCCAGGUAUUUCCCGUUAUGUCAAAAUCUAUGCCGCCUCCGUCGAAAGGUCUGAUCUACGCAGAGCUUCUUGCAAAUAUCCGUCAAAUCUCGGUCAUCGCUGCGCUGGAAACGCCAUGUGAUACAGCUACAAAGGUUGAGCUGUCUGGCAAUGGCCAGGAGUUCAUCUUGCAGCAUGGUGGAGAAAGUACUACCCUGACACUUCCUGGAAGAAUUGUUUUGACUACCCAACUGCAAAAGCCAGCUUUGGGAAGAAAAGAGUUAUCAUGGCGUUUGCCUCUGGACAGCCCGCCAACGCGUCCGGAUGCAGAGGACGCCCAAAGUAACGUAGCUCCUUGGUCCGCCAGUAAUUUGAGAGAAGACUUCGAGUUUCUGUGUCGAGAUUGUGGCGCUGUUGUGAUUGGAAAAGGAGUCAUCAAAACUUGGAAAGACCUGCCAAGUGAAAACUGGGCAGAGAUGAUGGAUUUCUGGCAUUGCCACAAACCCGAUGUUCCGGAGCAUGAGCGUACCCAUGAACACGAGUCCAAUGGUGCCCAAGGUCCCGAAGAACUUGAUACCGAGAAUUCAGUAGCGACUUCCAAAGGCUAUGGAGCCAACACAAAAUUUGCUGCCAAUUCUGGAACGGCCUUUAUUGACAUCACCACCUUUCUCCUUUCACCUUCUGACUGCUCCAACUUAGAGCCUCUGGACAAUCAGACCACUCCUGCCCUCGAACAGAAAGUAGCAAUUCGGCCAAUACACUGUAAAGGUUGCUCUAGGAACAUGGGCUAUUUUGAUGAACAGUCAGAUGGCGUCAAGAUUUGGAAAUGGAGUAUUAAAUUGUCGCAGGCAAACCCUCACUGGUCUUCGGGUUCGCGCCUGCCUCAGAUGCCGUCAAUAUCUUCAAUAAUUUCAACUCGAAUUUCGAGUGUCUUGCAAGCACAAUGCUGCUCUCGGUUGUUACUGCAUCCAUUGGAGUGGAAACCUUCGCCGGCCGCCUCAGACGCGAUGAACAAGAUGUCGCCAUCACUACUAUCGUUGUGGAUUUUAACGCCUACCUUGCGAUACUCCGCAACCAAUUCUUCGGCCGUAGAUGAGCCAAACCUUUCACCCGGCAAACUUGCCAUGAAAGUUUUCUGGAAAGAAGUCACAGAGGAAGAGGCAGCUAAGUUGAUGGAUACAGUCGAAGAGGUACCCCUGCCAUCGGAAGCAAUACAGCAAAUAUCGGCCUGUCUUCAUGGUAGCGCCGUCUUACUACCGCCAAGCACGAGAAAGUUUCAAGGAUGGGAUGUAGGAUUACUAGAGAGAUGGGAAGAAGAAUAA
Molecule: messenger RNA, 1389 nt
Organism: Lachnellula hyalina
Lineage: Eukaryota; Fungi; Ascomycota; Leotiomycetes; Helotiales; Lachnaceae
Gene: YJR141W
Exons: 2
Biological process (GO): protein monoubiquitination; protein polyubiquitination; proteasome-mediated ubiquitin-dependent protein catabolic process
Cellular component (GO): cytosol; ubiquitin ligase complex; nucleus
Molecular function (GO): ubiquitin conjugating enzyme binding; cyclin binding; ubiquitin protein ligase activity
Source: RefSeq, a predicted model, not a curated record